Beta vulgaris subsp. vulgaris (sugar beet) is the source of this 761-nucleotide messenger RNA. RefSeq lists its product as uncharacterized. Lineage: Eukaryota; Viridiplantae; Streptophyta; Magnoliopsida; Caryophyllales; Amaranthaceae. The record is from RefSeq and is a predicted model, not a curated record. Bases 74 to 505 code for a protein of 143 amino acids. The transcript is spliced from 4 exons.
AAAUAUUCACAAUUCCAACAAAUAUUGAGUGUGUAAAAGUAUAGCAAAGAGAUUAAACAGAAAAUUUCAAGACAUGGGUUCUCUAUUGUCUGGAUGGGAUUCUCCAAUUCAAGAUCCAAAAUUUGCAUCAUUGAUGAGAAAUAAGUCACUUACCAAAGAGAGGAUUGAAGAAUACUGGAAACACAAGAAAAACACAGAAAAAGAACAUCUUAAAGCUAUAUCUGAGGUUGAGGAGAGCUUAAGUGAAGAUAUAGCUCCAAAUGAGCUUAUAAGAUCGAAUUCCUUGCCAAUGAUUGGUAGAAAGAACGGUAAAAGCAUAUUAACCAAGGAAUCUGAAAUGGAACUUAAACAUCUUGGAAAUUGCUGGUGGACUAGAAGCAAUUGGGCAUUCCUAAAUGAACCACCAGUAAUAGAAGGAGAAGUGCCUAAGUACAAGUAUGCCUCACAGUAUCACAUUGCUAACUUGGCCUCACCCAAACUGGAUACAAGAAUUAGUAGCAUUUGAUUCUAGAGGUCAUUCAGUGUCGUUCUUUAUGUAAUAUACAUCCUCGGUUCUUUAGAUGCAAUAUUUGCCUUUUUGGUGAGUAAAAAAAUAAACAAAUGUUACAUCUUUAAAGAACAGAGGUGGUUAUAGUCCUUUGUUUGUGUCAUAAUUCAUAAUUCAAGUUGUUUUAAGUGUUGACGAGAUCGUAACCUUGUUUAAGGCAGAACUGAAAUUGUUCGUGAACUUAGUAUCUGUAUGAUAUAUGUAUAUUGUGUAA